Molecule: messenger RNA, 764 nt
Organism: Asparagus officinalis (garden asparagus)
Lineage: Eukaryota; Viridiplantae; Streptophyta; Magnoliopsida; Asparagales; Asparagaceae
Product: 17.3 kDa class I heat shock protein-like
Exons: 1
Coding region: 77-568 (163 amino acids)
Biological process (GO): response to hydrogen peroxide; response to salt stress; response to heat
Source: RefSeq, a predicted model, not a curated record
CGCUCUGAUUCCACCAAAUUGAGAGGAAAGAAAAUUUUCGUCAUCCGGUAAGGCUUUGGGACUUUUCUGCAGAGAGAUGGCUCUCAUCCCGCAAAUCUUCGGUCAGAGGAGCAAUGUCUUCGACCCCUUCUCCCUCGACAUCUGGGAUCCGUUUCAAGGCUGGCCUUUCGACUCUUCUCGCUCUCUGUUUGAUUCUUCUCGUCUCGGUGGUGCGCUCAGCGAGACCUCUGCCUUCACCAACACUCGCAUUGACUGGAAAGAGACGCCCGAGGCCCACGUUUUCAAGGCCGAUCUCCCCGGGAUGAAGAAGGAAGAGGUCAAGGUGGAGGUCGAGGAAGGAAGGGUUCUGCAGAUCAGCGGAGAGCGGAGCAAGGAGCACGAGGAGAAGAAUGACAGGUGGCACAGGGUCGAGAGGAGCAGCGGCAGGUUCUUGAGGAGGUUCAGGCUGCCUGAGAAUGCCAAGGUGGAUCAGGUGAGGGCCGCGAUGGAGGACGGCGUGCUGACUGUGACCGUGCCCAAGGAGGAAGUUAAGAAGCCUGAGGUGAAGGCUAUUGAAAUCUCUGGCUGAAAGCCCAGUGCGUUUUCUGUUCGCGUGUUGAAAUAUUGUGAGUCCGGGUGUGAGGUUUGUGCGGGUGUGGACUGUUCGUUUUUGUGUUGAUCAUGGUCUAUAUGGCUGUUGUGUGAUGAAUGUGUGUGAUUGUUGGGAGUAUGAACAAACCUAAGUUCUGGUGCUGGAUGAGCUAAUAAGAGAUGAUUUCGUAAGA